GGUAUGGUAGCGGUGCUACCGGGGCUUUACGUUGGCGGUGCGGAGUCGUGUUCGUCCCCGGAAUCGCUGGCGGCGGCGGAGGUGGUGGCGGUGCUGACGGUAGACGCAGAGGAGGCGCCGGUGGUGCCAGGGGUGCGCGCAAUGCACGUGCGGGCGCUGGACGAGCCCGGCGCUGACCUGCUGAGCCACCUGGAUGACUGCGCCGCCUUCAUCGGCGCGGCGCGGGCGGGCGGCGGUGCCGCACUCGUGCGCUGUCAGGCCGGGGUCAGCCGCAGCGUGGCUGUAGUGACCGCCUACCUCAUGAAGACCGAGGGACUCGGCUGGGAGCAGGCCUACGCCGCCGUCAGAGCUGCCAAACCCGACGCCGAGGUGAACCCGGGUUUCCAGGAGCAGCUGAAGCUCUACGAGGCCAUGGGCUGCGCCGUGGACAGCAGCAGCGCUCUCUACAAGCGGUACCGGCUGCAGAUGCUGACGGAGAAGUACUCCGAACUUCAAGACUUGCCCCGAGAAGUCUUUGCUGUUGAUCCAACCAAUGUCAGUCAAACUCCGCACCCAGAGGUUCUCUACAGGUGCAGGAAAUGCAGGCGUGCUCUGUUCCGCAGCUCCAGCAUUCUGUCCCACGCAGCAGGAGGUGGGCCCAGGGCCUUUGCCCACAAGAGGAUGACAGACUCCGCUCAGCUCUGCGGAGACGGCCGCGAGAAGUGCACCUCGUACUUCACUGAGCCUGUGCAGUGGAUGGAGCCAGCGCUGCUGGGAGUGAUGGAAGGACAGCUUCUGUGUCCCAAAUGCACGUCGAAGCUGGGCUCCUUUAGCUGGCGGGGCGAUCAGUGCUCCUGCGGCCGCUGGGUGACGCCUGCCUUCCAGAUCCACAAGAGUCGAGUGGAUGAAGUGAGGACACUUCCAGUUGGGAACUUCCAAACUGCCGAAACCUGAACUUGUCACUGCCCUCCAUGGGAUGCUUAAUGGCUGCAGAAGACUGCUGGCUAGUCUGCAGUCGCCAGGAGGGAGCUUGUGCCUUCCACCACUGCGCCAUGCGAUAGGAUUCCUUAAACAUCUGCUUAUGUAUCUCUAGUAUUUAUAAAACACCAACCCAGUCCAUCCAAGAGUGCUGCACAGGGGUCAAACAACAUACAACAAUGCCUCAAUGUGAUGGGUUUAGUGUAUUUUUCACUUCAUCUGCUGCUGUUUACAGGGCUCAACUCCCCCUUUAAAAAGAAUGCCGAUGUGUUACUUUCAGGCUUCUCCAGCACUGCUGCUUACCUUCAGAGCCAGGAGUUCUAACAGAUUCAUUUGAAACAACACAGCUGAGAUUUCAGGAGGUAUAUUCCUACAAUGCAAGGUACACAGCAGGGAAGGAUG
This is a messenger RNA of Dryobates pubescens (Downy woodpecker), 1359 nucleotides long. It is a transcript of the gene DUSP12, whose product is annotated as dual specificity phosphatase 12. The record is from RefSeq and is a predicted model, not a curated record. Bases 4 to 933 code for a protein of 309 amino acids. The transcript has 6 exons. Lineage: Eukaryota; Metazoa; Chordata; Aves; Piciformes; Picidae. Gene Ontology annotation, biological process: protein dephosphorylation. Gene Ontology annotation, molecular function: protein tyrosine/serine/threonine phosphatase activity. Gene Ontology annotation, cellular component: nucleus.